This is a messenger RNA of Saccharomyces eubayanus, 3321 nucleotides long. It is a transcript of the gene PSK2, whose product is annotated as serine/threonine protein kinase PSK2. Gene Ontology annotation, molecular function: protein serine/threonine kinase activity; ATP binding. The record is from RefSeq and is a predicted model, not a curated record. Gene Ontology annotation, cellular component: cytosol; nucleus; cytoplasm. Bases 1 to 3321 code for a protein of 1106 amino acids. The transcript has a single exon. NCBI's taxonomy places the organism in Eukaryota, Fungi, Ascomycota, Saccharomycetes, Saccharomycetales, Saccharomycetaceae. Gene Ontology annotation, biological process: negative regulation of glycogen biosynthetic process; intracellular signal transduction; protein phosphorylation.
AUGACAUACCCGAUAAAGUCAGCAACUUCUGCUGACAUCUCAUAUCCUAAAAAUACCCCUUUGGUGGGCCUGUCCAAGCCGCCAUGCCUUUACCAACACACGUCUUCCUCCGUUGAUUCAUUCUCGUCAACGUUUAGUGAUGAUGACCGUUCAGACCUCGUUGCUGUACCCAACGAAUCGCCGCAUGCAUUUUCGUAUAACCCCAUAUCUCCAAACUCAUUGGGAGUGAGGCUGACCAUACUAAGAAGGUCCUUGGAAAUAAUGGUCAAGAGUCCCGACAUUUUACAAGAGUUAAAGAAAAAGUCUCCCGUAAUAGCAUACCCUACCUCGCUUAAGCAUACAAGAAACUUAACCGAGGCCACCGCACUGCCGGAUUACCGAGAACCAUCUAAAUGGCCCUCUGUUGUUCCAGCGGUGUCCAAUAUCUCAUCCGCCUCCAAAAGACCUGCGGUUCAAAGAGCUGCCUCAUUGAUGGUGCUAACAGAUAACGCUGCUACCAACAAGCUGAAUCCAGAAAAGUCAGAAUUGGAGAAUUUAUUGUUUUUGUUGAAUCUAGCACUGGAAAAUAACUCGUUUGAAAGGGCUUCCGAUUUACACAUGUUGUCGUUAUUAAACAUCAACAAGCUGAGCUUUGAUUCGGAUAUUCAAAAAUCAGAAACUCUGAAAAAAGCUUUACUAGAUAGUUUAGCUGAACCGUUUUUUGAAAACUAUAAGAAAUUUCCUCAUAAAGACUCUGGUGUAAGUUCACAAUCUAACCAACAUCGGGAACACCAAGACGAUAUAGUUUCUUUAGCAGAUAUCAAGCCACAACAAGAUUAUAGCCGCAUACUUCAUCCCUUCACAUCUGCGAAAAAUUCUGGCCCUGAAGCCGUUUUCACCUGUUCUCAACAAUAUCCUUGGAACUUCAAGGCUGCCAACGAUUUGGCAUGUUUAACAUUCGGUAUAUCGAAAAACGUCAUCAAGGCACUCACAUUACUUGACCUAAUUCAUACGGAUAGUAGGAAAUUUGUUCUAGAGAAAAUUAUGAAUGCAGAAGAAGAAAAUCAAGAAAUCGUAUUUACCGGUGAAACCAUACCUAUUGUUCAGCCAAACUCAACAAGUGAUAACAAAUUACCAAACUUGAUUUGGGCAUCGUUGUGGGCCAAGCGGAAAAACGGUUUACUGGUCUGUGUAUUCGAAAAGACACCUUGUGACUAUAUUGAUGUUAUGCUAAACCUUACGGAUUUUUCAGUGGAUAGUAUUGUUGAUAUAACGGGGUUUUUAAAGAACUUUAAUGAACAGCAACAGCAAGAAUCAUCUUCCCCAACGUCCACAAAAAAAACAGUGAAAUUUGCAAAUGAAAUUCAUGACAUCAGAUCAAUAAGUCAUUCAUUGGGUAAACUGAUCGAUGAUGUACGUUUCGGGAGAGUAUUUUCCGCAGAUGAUGACUUAUUACCAUUACCUAUCAGAGUGGCAAACCAUAUCAAUGAAGAAAGAUAUUUCACAUUAAAUCAUUUAUCAGAAAAUAUACCGUGCGCUGUAACAACUUCUGUAUUGGAAAAUGAAAUCAAGUUAAAGAUCCAUAGUUUACCUUAUCAAGCUGGUUUAUUUGUUGUUGACAGUCACACUUUUAAUCUUUUAAGCUUUAAUAAUUCAGUUGCUAAAAACAUGUUUGGCCUACGGCUUCAUGAACUGGUCGGUAGACCAAUUAUUAAAUUGGUUCCCUCCUUAGCAAAUAUGAUAUUAUAUUCCAAUAAAACGUAUCCCAGUUUAAACAUAAACUUGCCAGAAAAUAAAGGCUUGGUGUUAACUGAACAUUUCUUUAGAAAAAUUGAAGCUGAAAUGCACCAUAAUAUUGACUCAUUCUAUACCUCAAUUGGUAUAGAUGGCUGCCAUAAAGAUGGUAAUUUAAUAAAGGUAGAUAUCCAAUUACGUGUAUUGAACACGAAUAUUAUACUGCUAUGGAUCACCCAUUCGAGAGACGUAGUUAUUGAGAAUUACACUACCGUUCCUUCACAGCUACCGAUGUUAAAGGAAAAUGAAAUUGAUAUUGUCGGUAGUAGAGGUAGUUCGAACGCAUCGUCCAAGAAGUCUUCAGAAAAGAUUCCAGUGGACCUUUUGAGGACAAUGACUAAUCUAUCGAUUAGCUCUUCUGAAACGAUUUCCAAUUCCGACGACGAGGUAGAUUUAAAUCAAGUGAAUAAAAAACUACGGGAGACCCCUAGUGGUAAUGUAAGGAAUACCGAACUUAAUGAAAACAACAAUAACGACGAUGAUAUGACCAUGGUUGAUGAUCCUGAAUUAAAGCAUAAGAUUGAACUAACGAAAAUGUACACACAAGACAAAUCAAAAUUUGUAAAAGACGACAAUUUUAAAGUCGAUGAAAAGUUAAUAAUGAGUAUAAUUGAACCGAUAAAUGGGGAGGAAAUCAAAGAAGAAACAAGUGCACUGCUUAAAGAAGGACCCAAAUCAAGGGCGACAAAUGCUACUGCUACGUAUUUGACCGUUCCAGAAAGCAAUAUUGGCUCACAAAAGCGCAUAAAGAAAUUUUCUGAUUUUACCAUUUUACAAGCCAUGGGCGAAGGUGCUUACGGCAAAGUCAAUUUAUGUAUCCAUAAUAAGGAGCAUUACAUUGUGGUUAUCAAAAUGAUCUUCAAAGAGAGGAUUCUGGUGGACACAUGGGUAAGAGAUAGAAAAUUAGGUACUAUACCAUCCGAGAUUCAAAUUAUGGCUACACUGAAUAAAAAUCCACAAGAAAAUAUCUUGAGAUUAUUAGAUUUUUUCGAAGAUGACGAUUACUACUACAUUGAAACCCCAGUUCAUGGAGAGACUGGUAGUAUUGACUUAUUUGACGUUAUUGAAUUUAAGAAAGAUAUGGUAGAACAUGAAGCUAAGUUGGUGUUCAAACAGGUUGUUUCUAGUAUAAAGCACUUGCACGAUCAAGGUAUUGUUCACAGAGACAUUAAGGAUGAAAACGUUAUUGUGGAUUCACAUGGUUUCGUGAAAUUAAUUGACUUUGGGUCAGCCGCCUAUACUAAAAGCGGGCCAUUCGAUGUCUUUGUUGGGACUAUGGACUAUGCUGCGCCUGAAGUCCUUGGCGGUUCAUCCUAUAAGGGUAAACCGCAAGACAUUUGGGCACUCGGGGUACUACUCUAUACUAUUAUCUACAAGGAGAACCCAUAUUACAACAUUGACGAAAUUUUGGAAGGGGAAUUAAGAUUUGAUAAUGCGGAAAACGUGAGUGAUGAUUGCAUCAACUUGAUAAAAGGAAUUCUGACGAGAGAAGUUGAUAAGAGGCCUACUAUUGACGAUAUAUAUCAAGACAAAUGGCUUAAAAUUUAG